Tilletiaria anomala UBC 951 is the source of this 2353-nucleotide messenger RNA. RefSeq lists its product as uncharacterized. Bases 276 to 2156 code for a protein of 626 amino acids. The transcript is spliced from 5 exons. Lineage: Eukaryota; Fungi; Basidiomycota; Exobasidiomycetes; Georgefischeriales; Tilletiariaceae. Gene Ontology annotation, cellular component: membrane. Gene Ontology annotation, molecular function: nucleoside transmembrane transporter activity; symporter activity. The record is from RefSeq and is a predicted model, not a curated record. Gene Ontology annotation, biological process: nucleoside transmembrane transport.
AGCUUGCAAGCUCGUUCACCUUGUGGGUCCUCCUGCUGUGGUUGCUGGUUAUAUUUGCGUCACACGACCAGCUUGGCUGCGUCCUCCCCCUGCCUUCCCUUUGCGUUGCACAUCUUCUCCAGCGUCGUCGCCGUCACCAUCAUCAUCCCCAUUCAUUUUCUUCCCUGCAUCGCCUUCGCCUCCCUCCGCGCUUACUUUUCCAAUCGCCACAGGUGCAAGCGCUUCAGAGUAUUGCAACAGUCCAAGUUUCAAGGCCACGCAAAGAAAAGCCAGACAUGUCGGCCAUCGUGCCCAAUCUCCCCGAGGAGUUCGUCGCACCGCUCCCCAACGAGACGCGUGAGAACGAGCCCAUAACAUCAGAAAAGCCGCAAGGUUCGGCACGCUCCACCAACUCGGGCGCCGAGCAGGAGCCGGGCAAGUAUGCCGCGUACGAUGUAGAAGCCGGCCCCGCUGGCGGCGAGAAGCGCAUGCACGCCGCCGGCGAGGACGACUGGCUCGAGCCCGAGAUUGGCCGCCCGGUACACAACACCUCGAGUUUCCGCGAGAAGCUAUCCAUCCUGUUACACUCGCGUGGCGCCGUCGUCGUGCGUGACUUUGCGAUGAUCGCACUUCUGCUCGGCAUCUGGAUCCCAUCGGUCGUGCGCGAGGAGACGCGGCACAAAUGGGUCAUCACCACUUUCUGGGCGUGGGCCUUCAUCCUGAUCAUCCUGUUCCACAAGAGCAAAUACAUCCCUCAGCGCCCCUUUGUCGUCGCCAUUGAGGCCGUCUGGGGUACCGCCGUGUCCAAGCCGUUCUUCCGCAUCCCGUACAACGGCCGCCUCGCGCUCGGCUGGGGCGCGCUCCUCGCGCUCUUUCUCGGCACGGCCUUUGGUGUCAAGGUGACCGAGACGUCGACGUACGAGCGCAGGGGUAUCGCCCUCGUUGGUAUUGCCCUCACCUACGGCGGCCUCUUUGCCAUUUCGAGCAACCACCGUGCGGUCCAGGCGCGCACGACCAUCCUCGGCUUGGGCCUGCAGAUGAUCCUCGGCCUGCUUGUCUACAAGACCGGCGCCGGGUACAGCCUGUUCAACUGGAUCAGUGCCGCAGCCACUGACCUCCUUGAGCAGGGCCAGAGCGGCGGUGCCGCCUUUUUCUGGUCUCCCGCCUUUUUGGAAAACCACUAUUUCUUCGUCAACACGCUCAGCAGCAUCAUCUUCUUCGUCGCGCUCGCCACCAUGCUCUUUUACAUCGGCGCCCUCGGCUGGUGCAUCAAGAAGUUCGCCUGGUUCUUCCACAAGACGUUCGCUGUCUCGGGCGCCGAGGCCGUCGUCGCUGCUGCCUCGCCGUUCAUUGGGCAGGGCGAGAACUGCGUCCUGACGCGUCCGUACGUCGCCAAGUUCACCGACUCGGAAUUCCACCAGGUGCUCGUGUCGGGCUUUGCGACGAUCGCCGGCUCAGUCUUCAUCGCAUACGUUCAACUCGGCUUCGAGGGCCGCGAACUGCUGCUAUCAUCCAUCAUGUCCAUUCCUGGCUCCAUCGCCGCGAGCAAGAUCGUAGUACCCGAGACGCAGCGCCCCAAGACGAUGGGCAAGGUCGUCCUCAACAGGGACGACGAGGACGACGAACCCUCCGCAAAGAGCGUCAAUGUCCUCCACUCAUUCUCCAACGGCGCUUGGUUCGGAGUCCGCGUCGCUGCGCUCAUCUUCUGCAAUGUGCUCUGUUUGGUUUCCCUCGUCCACACGGUUGAUGGCAUCCUCGGCUGGAUCGGACAGUACUGGGGCCUCGAGCGGGGUGGCCCGUACGAGCUGAGCUUGGAGCUCAUGGGUAGCUACCUCUUCUACCCCUUCGUUUUCAUGCUUGGUGUUCCUGGUGGCGAAGUGCUCAAGGUGUCCAAGCUGUUUGCGACCAAGAUUGUCGCCAACGAGUUCGUCGCGUACAGCUCGCUCAGCAAAUUGAGGGAGGCCGACACUAACUACCUGACGCCGCACUCGCUACGCAUCGCCACGCUCCUCCUGUGCGGCUUCGGCAACAUCUCCAGCGCCGGCAUCAACAUCGGCAUCCUCAGCGCCAUGGCGCCCAAGCGCUCCGCAACCAUCAUUCGCCUCACGCCCAGCGCGCUGCUCACCGGUAUCCUCGUCACAGCCAUGACGGCUGCUAUUGGAGGAAUGAUUGCCUGAUUCUCAUUGAUACCUACGGACCCCUGCUUGGAUGACCUGUGGGCUCGCACUGCCAUGCGAUGCUUCGUAUAUUCUGCUUUGCUAUUGCCGCAGCGUGCAGUAUUUUCAAGGUAUCUUUAUCGCUUCCCUUAUCCACCUUUCGCACUAUUGUACUACCUUUUAUUUCACUUCAAUGGUCAUGGGGUUUGCAUCCGGUC